AUGGCUGAGAAGGGAGGGGUGUGCGUGACAGGAGCUGGUGGGUUCGUUGCUUCGUGGGUCGUCAAGCUUCUCCUCUCUAAACACUACUUUGUCCAUGGAACUCUUCGAAAUCCCAAGGAUGAGAAGUAUUCUCACUUGCAUAGAAUGGAGAAGGAAUCGAAGAACCUUAAACUGGUGAAAGCAGAUUUGUUGGACUACGAUUCCCUUGUUUCCGCAAUUCAUGGCUGCACCGGAGUGUUCCAUGUUGCCAGCCCGGUUCCUUCCACCACUGUCCCAAAUCCCGAGGUGGAAGUGCUGGAGCCUGCCGUGAAGGGCACACUCAAUGUACUAAAGGCGUGCCUUGAGGCGAAAGUCAAGCAGGUGGUUUACGUCUCAUCGGCUGCUGCCGUUGUUAUGAAUCCUUCAUGGCCUAAAGACCGGGUCAUGGAUGAAUCGUGCUGGUCUGAUAAGGAAUAUUGCAGAACAACUAAGAACUGGUAUUCUCUUUCUAAAACCGAAGCAGAAAGUGAGGCCUGGGAAUUUUCACGGCAAACUGGGCUUGACAUUGUGACAAUUUGUCCCACCCUUAUUUUGGGGCCGAUUCUACAGUCCAACGUGAACGCGAGUACCUUGGUUCUCCUCAAAAUUUUGAAAGACGGGUACGAGCCCUUGGAAAACAAGCUGCGGAUGAUAGUAGAUGUGCGCGAUGUGGCUGAAGCAAUUCUUAUGGCGUAUGAGAAGCCUGAGGCGGAAGGAAGAUAUAUAUGUACAGCACACUUGAUCAAGGCAAAGGAUCUGGUGGAUAAGCUGAGGAGCUUAUAUCCUCAGUACAAUUGUCCUAAGAACUUUACUGAAGUAGAGAAUGAAGAGAGAGUGAGCUCAGAAAAGCUGCAGAGGUUGGGGUGGAGAUACCGGCCACUGGAAGAGACUCUGAUCGAUUCCGUCGAAAGCUACCGUGCUGCUGGACUUUUGGAUUAAGUGGAGUUGGAAGACUUACUGUUGAAACACAUAAUAAUAUAUAAUUAAGCUCAAUUUGGAAUAAGUUUCUUCAGAGCCCAGAGACAAAGAAAAAGAGCUUAAAAAUAUGCUUUCUUUACACCCUUCGGACAAUCCCGGUACUGUUCUAGUUUCUUCUUCACUAAACGGAGAAAACUAUAUUAUGUGGAGCAAAGCUAUGAUAAAGGCUCUCAGUGCAAAGAACAAAGCUGGCUUCGUCAAUGGAUCCAUUCCUAAACCAUCUAAUACAGAUCCCCUUUUUGACUCUUGGAAACGCUGUGAUGAUAUGGUGGCUUCAUGGAUUAUAAAUGCACUCGCACCAGAACUUGCAGCGGAUGCCAUUUAUGCAGAAACAUCAAGGGAUCUCUGGGUAGAUUUGCAAGAAAGGUUCUCUCAAAUUAAUGGACCGCUGAUUUUUGAGAUUCAAAGAAAAAUCAGCUCCAUUU
Messenger RNA from Morus notabilis, 1421 nucleotides. RefSeq names its product cinnamoyl-CoA reductase 2. The record is from RefSeq and is a predicted model, not a curated record. Gene Ontology annotation, molecular function: oxidoreductase activity, acting on the CH-OH group of donors, NAD or NADP as acceptor. Bases 1 to 957 code for a protein of 318 amino acids. Lineage: Eukaryota; Viridiplantae; Streptophyta; Magnoliopsida; Rosales; Moraceae. The transcript is spliced from 7 exons.